This is a messenger RNA of Oncorhynchus tshawytscha (Chinook salmon), 732 nucleotides long. RefSeq names its product 5-aminolevulinate synthase-like. Gene Ontology annotation, cellular component: mitochondrion. The annotation marks the transcript as partial. The record is from RefSeq and is a predicted model, not a curated record. Gene Ontology annotation, molecular function: 5-aminolevulinate synthase activity; protein binding; pyridoxal phosphate binding. Gene Ontology annotation, biological process: hemoglobin biosynthetic process; heme biosynthetic process; erythrocyte development. The transcript has 4 exons. NCBI's taxonomy places the organism in Eukaryota, Metazoa, Chordata, Actinopteri, Salmoniformes, Salmonidae.
UCUUGUCUUAAAGGAGCGGUGUGUCCUCUGGAUGAGUUGUGUGAUGUGGCCCAUGAGUUUGGAGCCAUCACGUUUGUUGACGAGGUGCAUGCGGUGGGGCUGUACGGCGCUAGGGGAGGAGGUAUCGGGGACCGAGACGGCAUCAUGCACAAGAUGGACAUCAUCUCUGGAACACUGGGCAAGGCGUAUGACUGUGUUGGAGGCUACAUCGCCAGUACCGCCGCCCUGGUGGACACGGUGCGUAGUUACGCUGCAGGCUUCAUAUUCACCACGUCUCUGCCUCCCAUGCUGCUGGCGGGCGCCCACGAGUCCAUCCAAACCCUUAAAGGGGAGGAGGGCCGCGCCCUCCGGAGGAAACACCAGCUUAACGCCCAUGAGUCCAUCCAGAACCUUACCGCAUUAAGCGUGAGUCGACGAUGUUCCCGAGCCCACACCGGGACCCUCCGCCCCGUCAGUUUCUCCACUGAUGGACAGAAGCUGGUCAACACCUCAGAUGAUAAGACCCUCAAAAUCUGGACUGUUCAGAGACAGAAGUUUCUGUUAACCCUCAACCAGCACAUGAACUUGAUCCGGUUUUCACCAGACGGACAGUUGACAGUGUCAGCCAGUGAUGACAAACCCAUUAAGAUCUGGGACAAGAGCAGUCAGGAGUGUUACCACUCAUUCUCUGAACAUGGAGGACAAGGCUUAAUCUGCAGUGAACUACCCUGGAACAUGGAGGACGAGGCUUAA